AUGGGUGAAGCCGAUCUCUCGGAAGACGUGACCUGCAAGCGACAGGAGGGUCUGCCUUCCGGUGGGCGCCCCCCCCAGACUAAGCUGUGCGACGAUCACCGCCCUGCCUCGGAAAACCACACUCUGGGUGUCUCGGAUCGAGUUAGCUCAGCGGCAGGGGACGCCCAAGGAGCGGCUGCACGUAAGGAGACUUGCACAAAUGCAGACACGGCCCCGGCUGUGGAUAGAGUGCAUGAAAACACCGUCGAGGAAAAACACGAUAAAGGGCAACGAUGCACCACAGGCCCUCCCCUUCCAGCUGGAGGAGACCCUCCAAAGUCCAACAUUUCCGACAUUUUACAGCAUCACCUUUCCAAAGAGGAAUUUUUAAAAGGCGAAGGCAUCGACUGCGAAACUCUGCCAGAGGUCUCCAGUGCUGACAGUUCUGGCGAGGCCGUUGUUAAAAGUGUCCUUCUGCGUUAUGUCCAGAGUUCUUGGCCAGAAGAACAGGCCCCAGAGCCCACUGGCCAACUCGACCCCAAGAGGGGUGACGAGAGGGGUGACCAGAGUGGCGCUAAGCCCAGCCGCUCUCCAACCGCCGCAGAAGCAACCGCCUCUGAGCUGGGAGAGCCAGCGGCCGCUGGAGACGGCAGCCGUGCGGAAAGUUCCGACUUUCUAUCUGAAGCCAAGAGUCCAAGCCACAGACAAGAAGGUGGCCGCGGGCAGACACCCCGGCAUCAGCAGACUGAAAAGGCAGGGUCAGGCCUUGGGUGCCAGGGGGACCGAGUCCAUGGCCAGUUCUCCGAUUUCUCCCGUGUCGCUCCCACCGGGAAAAUCCCCGAACACAACGUAACCAAUGAACCGCUUCCAACAGACACACAAGACCACUUUUCUCGCACGCUGAGAGACAGGUUAGCUCUCGUGCGAGACAUUUUAGAAAGCUUGUCUGGGUCGAACGGCGUUGAGGAAGAGGAGCAGGGAAGGAAAGCGCCUGACCCUCCCCGAGAGACGGAGAUGGAGCCCACGAGGCACGUCCACCAGGAGCGUGUCGCAGGAACGGAAUCCGAGACCAGUCUCUUUACGCUGACACCGGCCUCUCAGAAAAACCCUCCCGCAAGCUCUUCUUACAUCUUCCAAAAGAUAUCCCAGGGGAAAAAGAUGUGCCAGAAGCUGAGGGAGCAGACCGACCGGCUGAAGAGUAAAGUGCAAGAAUUCUCCAAAAGCAUGGCGCGGGACUCCCCCCGUCACGUGCGGGACCAGAGGCUGGCCCUGGAGGAACUGCAGGGACAUCUCGCAUUGCUGGAGCAGGAGCUCGUGGCCAACAAGGAGAAGCACCUGACUUGGAAGCAGCAAGCCCGCAAGCAUGACCCCCCAGCCGUCAGUGACUUGGACCCAGAAAGAGAGGCGGAGGGUGCAAUGUUCAGGUUGGAGAUGCUGCUUGAGGAGGUGAAAGAGAAGAGGGACCAAGGCGAAUGCACUCCAGCGAGCCCUCCUCCCGCGAGCUCCCCCGCCGCCGCCCCGGCCGACUUGGCGCCCGCGUCCUCUCCACGCUCAGACGAGCGGGACCCCCGCCGCCCCUCCGGAAGGCAGAAACGUGCGGAACGCGCAGAGAUGACCGGUUGGAGCUGUGUCUUCUGCCGCCGGGUCCUUGAAUGGAAGCAAAACGUGGAGAGAAGAGGCCACAGGAGGAGCGGCGGCGGAAGGCUUCCUGCCGCCCGCUCAGGGCAGGCGCUGCGCCGGGACUCAAGUCUCAGCCCCGAUACAGAUCUGAGCUGCUGCUCCGCCUCUGGCACUGGACUGCGGGGCCAUAGAUGCGAGACCUGCGGCACUGAGGUUCCGAACUCCCCCAGGGGCCGCCAGAAGGAACCACUCGGAGAAUUUCAUUACAGAUACAACACGCCGGGACAGAAUUGCUCAAAUCACGAAGGAGGAAGUGCCUUUGUCCAGCUCCGUUUUUUAAAUGAAAAUAAAAAUUCUUCACCUUCUUGUUCAAAACCAAACUGGAUCUAUUCUGAGAGCGCAGAUUCAAAACCUUCUCAAGAUGAACAUGAGCCCAUACCAGGAAAAAACAAUCUUACAGCUUUCAUGGCCUACGGUUCAGCCCUGGCUUCAUCCUCGCCCCACUUCCACUCCCGCGGGAGUUCUGGAAGCAAAUCUUCAGGCAACCUGAGCUGUAUCGAAGAAACAAAAUCUGAGGGUUUAAACUCCUCUUUGGAUAACGCCCUCAGGACAGCGAUCGUUUUGAAAGAAACUACUGACAGAAUGAUUAGGACUAUUGCAGAAGAUCUCGCCAAACUGCAGAGAUGGAGGAAUCGACUGAAAUACUAGCCUGACGCAAGGCGACCAAGGAUUUCUUAAAAAAUCCAAAGAAAACUUGAUCUUCCCCCCAAAA
Phyllostomus hastatus (greater spear-nosed bat) is the source of this 2371-nucleotide messenger RNA. It is a transcript of the gene AKNAD1, whose product is annotated as AKNA domain containing 1. Lineage: Eukaryota; Metazoa; Chordata; Mammalia; Chiroptera; Phyllostomidae. Bases 1 to 2307 code for a protein of 768 amino acids. The transcript is spliced from 13 exons. The record is from RefSeq and is a predicted model, not a curated record.